UGAAUCUGGAGUGAACCCGGUGUGAACUUGGUGGAAUCCGGAGCAAACCUGGAGUGAUUCUGGGGUGAACCCGAACCAUAAUCCAGAGUAAAGAGUAAGUAAAUCUGGAAUAAACCCAGUGUAAACCAUGGGUGAACCUAAUGCGAAUCUGGAGUGAACCGGUGUGAACCCAAUGUGAAUCUGGAGUGAACUUGGUGUGAACCUGAUGUGAAUCCGUAGCAAAACUGGAGUGAAUUUGGUGUGAACCAAGUGUGAAUCCAGAGUAAAGACAAAGUAAACCUGGAGCAAACCCAGUGUAAACCCCCAGUGAAUUCGGAGUAAACCCGGAAUGAACCCGGCCCCUUUAACACGUCCCUCUGACGAUGUAACAUGACUCUCCUGGAUCUCCUUCUCUGAGCUCCAGCCUCAGCAGGAUGUGCUGACGUGUCCGGCUUGCUUGUGUUUCUUUGCGUGUCUAUACGAGUGUGUGUGUGUGUGUUUGCUGACAUUGGCAGACUGAAAUGACGGCAAUGUAUAAUAUUUUAAGCGUUUUUAUUCUAUUUAUCUCCACACGUGAAUCAGAAGCAACAGUAGACCGGCGGUUCUCGGACCUGAAGCGAUGCGCCGAUAAUGAAUGUAGCAUGCUCCUUUGCCGAGGAAAAGCCUCGCAGAAUUUCGCCGGUCCGGACUGUCGAUUCCUGUCGUUUAAAGCAGGAGAGACGAUCUACGUGUACUAUAAACUCUCAGGGCAGAGGUCAGACGUCUGGGCUGGAAGUGUUGGUAACCGCUUUGGAUAUUUCCCCAAGGACUUUUUGAACAUCAAUCACAUUUAUACAGACAAAGAAAUCGAAGUAUCUACUGAGGAAACCGAUUUCGUUUGUUUUGACACAGGAGUCGAUAAAUUCGCAAGCUAUGACGUCGACGAUCUGUUACGAAACUCAUUUAUCGAUCAGAUCAAUGAGCCCAGUGACAAACCGGAAGAAUCGGAUGCUUCCGAUGAGGACGGCGAGACGGAGGAACCAAGCAGGGACGUUGCCUCAAAUCCUGACUUGUCACGUACAGGUGAUCAAGAUGACGAUCCCGAAACGUCUCGAGCGGCGAUGGAAAUGAUGGCUUCGAGCGAAAAAGAUCAAGACAUUGUCAGUAAGUCUGAUCCGGAUCGAUAUGUAGACCAAGAUGAACCUUCAGCUUCACCUUCCGUGAAUGAUGAGGCUUUUGAAGAAAGCAACCGCACCACCCAGGUCGAAAAUGUUUCUGAAUUAAAAACAACUCUAGGCACGACUUUCGAUGCCGUCUCCACUGACGAUGAAAGCACACGCAAGGUCACCCCCUACGACGACGACGACGACGAAGAUCUGAGAGAAGGUUUAGUUCCGCACGUAGUAGAGGAACAUGUAAAAGAACCUUCACUGCUCACUUUCGAACAGAAAUGGCGUGAUGUUCCUGAAGAAACCGAAGAUGAGCACGUUCAGAAAGAAGAACCGUCUCUUGAAAAUGGAGAGGCGGAUGAAACCGGCAGGGACGUCUUCAUAAAUUCCGUUUCGUCUCCUACGGAAGGAGAAGCCGAACACGGAGACGAACGUGAAGGUCAUCCACGUGAUCCUGAACUCGCUCCGGUGCCGAAGGAAACGACAACUUCGGAUGAAAAAGAUAAACAUCGUGCUGAAACGAUCGCUGAUCCCGAGCAACCUGUAGACCGAGACGUUCCUGUUGAAGCUUUAUCUUCACCUAUCAAGGAUGAAGAAGGUUUAGAAGAUGGCGUUCGCACCACUGAGGUAGAAACCGUCGUUUCGGAAGCGCAAACGACUUUCGGGACGACUUUCGAAGCCGUUACAACGGACGACGAGAACACGCUCAAGGUCACCCCUGAGGACGACGAAGCUUGGGAAGAUGAUUUAGUUCAGCAGGUAGUUGAGGAGGAACCUGUGAAAGAACCUUCGCUGCUCACUUUUGAAGAGCAACCUCAAGAUGUUACGGAUGAGAGCGUUUGGUCGACUUUAGGGGACACGGUGUUUAAAAUCGUGAGCGGAGGUGAGAGGGUGGACGAAACCAAAGAUGAUGAUGAUGAUGAGGAGGACGAUGAUGAGGAGGAGGAGGUGGAGGUGAAGGAGAAGAUGGAGGAGAAGAUUGAUGCUCAAACAAAGCCUGAGGCAGAGCCCGAGUUUCGGAACAUUUCAGUUUCUGACAUAAAAACCAGUGAAGAAGCGGAGGAACAAAACGCCAACGUAUCAAAUAAUAAUAACGAAUCGGAAGAGAUCAAGGGCGUGGCUUCAGACCUGGAUGAGAACCUUGUUAGUUUUGAGUCUGAAGCUGAACCUCAACAUGUUCCUCAAUCAUCACUGUUAGAAAAACACCCAAACCCCAGCGAAACCAAGUUCCACAAACCCGAAUCUCUUAUUGAGGAAGACUCUCCAAAGGGUCCCGAUCUUGAAGAACACACUGAAGAACAAAUCCAGCGAGUCAAACACGCGAUUAUCGAUUUGUUUGAGGAUACGUUGAAAUCUGAAAAUCUGACAAGUGAACCACAAAUCGAUGAGGACGAAGACCAAGAUCCUGAGGAGCUCCUACAGGACGAAAACGCCGUAUUAGCGACUAGAUCCGACACUGCUCAGGUCUCGGAAGAACCCGUGCUUGAAAACCCCAAGCUGGAACCUGUGAAGGAAGAAAAAAACGACUUGGUGACUCUGAAAGAGGACAAAUUAGAAGACGAUGAGAAGAUGGAGCAGGAUGAGGAACCCGAAGCCGUGGAGGAAACCAGGACGGGUCCCUUGGUGGAAGAAGAACCCGAGUACAGCGAGAGUGUUCAGAGACUGACGCUCCUGAGAGACCGCUUUAACGAUGACGAGAUCGGACGCAUGUUGCGCCACCUCAGCAUCAAGGACCUUUACAAAGUCGAAGCCAUGUUCACCGACCUGGAUCAUCGGCUGAACUCGGCCAAGCAGGCUCACCCGAACAGCUCCGAAGAUCUAGAACGUGCUCUGGAGAGCAUCCUGGAGGUUUCUGAAAACGCCAUCCUGGACGAGAUCGAUGGAAUGCUGGACGCUCGGGAGAAGAAGGCGCUGCAGCUCGGCCAGCAGAUCGAUCAAAGCGUGCUGGACGAGGAAUCCGCCGUUCUGGAUGACUUUCAGGAGUUUGCUUUUUAUCUUCAUCAAAAGUACAGCAGCAGUGUUCCUCUGGUGAAGGAGGAGAACCUGUCUCACGUAGACAUGGCGGAGAACGUUUCUGACGUUUCCGAAGCAUCUGAAGAGGUGGAAAGUCCAACAGAAAGCCUCGCUCUGACCGAUGCAACCGAAUCGCCUGAGCUCCAUCAAGAAACCGGCGAAUUGUUCACCGUGAUCCCUCAGGACGAUGAACCCCAGAGCCAGGACGCGACCCCUCCUGAGGAAGACGCCGGGCGCUUCAAUAAAAACCACCAAGACGUCCAAGCGAUCAUUCAAGAGGCCACGGAGAUUCCAAAAGUACCUCAGGCUAUUUUGGAGACACCGUUAGAUGUUUUAGGAUUAGAAAUCGAUCCAUCAUCAGAUCCUCAGGACUCUUCGAAGACGUCCGAUUUCGCAGACAACAACGAGCAAUCGAGCGCCUCGGAUCACGUUCGAGACUUCUAUCUUCUCGCUUCGGACGUUUUUGGGGUGUACGUGGAAAUUCUAAUCGCUGCCAUGCCCGAGGACUGGCGUCCAGGUCCGACGUUUCAUGGCCUUCCCUGGAUGCCUGUAGUUGUUACAGCUGUGGUGGGAGUUCUCACCGUGCUGGUGUUCCUGUGGAGGACUGUUCUUGCUGUCAAGAGCAGGAGGUAUCUCUUGACAGAGAAACAGCUUGGCGAGAAGAUCCAGCAGCUCAUCAGUGAGAAGUCGGAAGUGCUUCAAAAAGUCAGCGAACUCAACAACACGAUUAAACAACACGAGGAAAAGCUGAGCAAUUCUGAAGAAUCUCGAAGUUCUCAGCAGGAGGAGUUUCUUGAGCUCAAGAACAAUUACCGAGAUCUGAACGAGCAGAAGGAGAAGCUGAGCUCGAAUUUUGCCCGUCUGUAUGAGAAAAUCGCAAACGCUGAGAAAGAGAACAAAACUUUGAACAAGAAGAUAUCUACGAUGCACGAGGGAGUUCAGAAGUAUCAGGAGACCCUCAAAAAGUACGAUGAAGAUCGCUCAAAGGUCCAGGUGCUCGUGGAUGAAGCGAAGCUCCAAGAAGAUGCCCUCAAAGCCCAUGUGCUCUCAUUCGAAAAGGACAAUUGCGCCCUGAAGGAGCAGAAGAAAUCACUCUUGCAAGAUGCCAAAGACUGGCAGAAGAAGCACGUGAGACUGAGCGAGGAGAUCAAGGGUGACCACAACACCCAAACGGAGCUGGAGAACGCGCUCGUGCACAAAGAAAAUGAAAUCGAAGUUCUGUCCGGAUGCAUCGCCAAGAUCAAGAGCCUGGAGGCGUGUAACGACGAGGAGCUCAGGAACAACAAAAAUAGAGAUCGGCUAAAGCUGCACCUCAAACAGAUAAUGGAUGUCUCGAGGAUCAAAGCUACUCUUUCGGUCAUCAAUAACGAGCGGAAUCGCUGGUUUAGGAACUUCAUGGCUGAACAGAAAGUGAGACAACAACUUGAAGAGGAAUAUCAGAAGGUCAUGCAGGACCAAACAGACAUGAAAAACGAGAAGGCCCACCUGAAGAACCAGUACAAGGACCUCCAACAGAGACUGGAAAUCACAACCGAGUUCUACCACCAGAAAGAAAACAUCUUACACCAGAAGCUGACUCAGGAGGAGCUGAAGCACCGCGAAAAGGAGAGCAAGCUGUCCGAGGUGGAAGGCCGAACCUUGCAAGCCGAAGAGGAGCUGAACCUCCUGAGGCAGAAGGUGAAGGACAUGCAGGAGGAGAUGCAGCAGAACGAGAGAUCCCUGAAAGCAGAGAUUGCUGUGCAGGAAAAGAAAGCCCACGAGAACUGGUUAAAAGCCCGGGCUUCAGAACGAACUUUGAUAGAGGAGAAGAGGGAAUGUGUGAACCUGCGUCAGAAGAUUGUGAAGUUAAGCAACAAAAUGUCCGAUCUGCAGCGUUUGCUGUACAGGUCCGGUCCUCCAGAGCGCCACAUGCCUCCUUUACAGAGAGACAUGUCCGGUCCUUGCACCUCAUCUCCUCACACACAGGACGGCUCUGCAUACGGACCUCCGCUGAUGGGCCGACCACUUCCCCCACCGAUGCCGCCUCCGAACGCCCAUUACCAACCCAUGAUUCCUCCCGGGCCGCCUUUCGGGGCCGACCCUCGUUUCAGACCACCGCACAUAGACUUCUACAGACCUCCUUUUCCUCUGCGCCCAUAUGGACCCGUCCCUCCUCGACCUUUCGAGGAAUAUCAGAAGGUCAUGCAUGACCAAAUGAUCAUGAAAAACGAGACCCACCUGGAGAACCAGUACAAGAACCUCCAACAGAGACUGGGAAUCACAACUGAGUUCUACCACCAGAAAGAAAACAGCUUACACCAGAAGCUGACUCAGGAGGAGCUGGAGCGCUGUGAAAAAGAGAGCAAGCUGUCCGAGGUGGAAGGCCGAACCUUGCAAACGGAAGAGAAGCUGAAUCUCCUGAGGCAGAAGGUGGAGGACAUGCAGGAGGAGAUGCAGCAGAACGAGAGAUCUCUGAAAGCAGAGAUUGCGGUGCAGGAACAGGAAGCCCACGAGAACUGGUUAAAAGCCCGGGCUUCAGAACGAAGUUUGAUAGAGGAGAAGAGGGAAUGUGUGAACCUGCGUCAGAAGAUUGUGGAGUUUAGCGACAAAAAGUCUGAUCUGGAGCACUUGCUGUACAGGUCCGGUCCUCCAGAGCGCCACAUGCCUCCUUUACAGAGAGGGGAUUUGUACGGCCCUUUUCCGGUGAGCGGUGGUGCUCCUUCUCCACCUUUAAUGAUUGAAGGUCCUGGACGUCCUCCGUCUGGAUGCAGAAGUGAGACGUUUGGCAUACGGACCUCCGCCGAUGGGCGGACCACUUCCUCCGUCGAUGGGCGGACCACUUCCCCCGCCGAUGCCGCCUCCGAACGGCCAUUACCAACCCAUAAUUCCUCCCGGGCCGCCUUUCGGACCCGACCCUCGUUUCAGGCCACCGCACAUGGACUCCUACAGACCUCCUUUUCCUCUGCGCCCAUAUGGACCUGUCCCUCCUCGACCUUUCGUGCAUGGGCCACACCUGAAAGACUUCCCAUCCAUGGGUCCAGCACUUCACUUUAUACACGAGUUCCCACCCAACUUUCCCGGCCCUUUCCUCCCAGGACUUUACCACCCCCUGGCACUGUGCUUCCACCUGCACAUGGACCCUACGGACCGGCUCCUCCUACACCACUGCAACCCAGGUGUGGCAAGACACGCCUCACGCUCCUCCUGAGCAGCAGAGGGGCUCCACAUGAUGCUCCUCCUACACCCCUGCAACCCAGGGGUGGCCAAGACAGGACUCACAUGAUGAUCGAUAUGCCGAUGUGAACGUAGACGAGGAUGGAGAACGUUGCUGUUGUUUUUCCAGAUUUAUCCGGAUCGACGUGAACGCAGCCCCUAAUCACAUUAAAAAAUAUAAAUAUAUAAAUGCAAACCGCUUCGCUGAUUUCUUUCGCUUUGUCUCCUGAGAUUUGCAUGAUUCCCUUCGGAAACUGCGAUCGGAACGAACUGUGUUUUUACCGCCGGCUGCAACACGACGCUUCCCUGCUUCACCUCUGGUCAUUUUUAAUGGAUUUCUUUCCUGUAGACUUUUGGUAUCUCUUAGAACCGAAGAACAUUUGAUCUUCGAGUUUGUUUAUAUGCUUUGUGAGCUCAUGUGAAGAAAUCCUGUUCUCCUGACGCUUGUCGUGUAGCGGGGAACAUUUUGAUAUCGAUCCAUCUUCAGGUUGGUGCUUUAGUUUUGUUUAAAUUUUAUUUUCCUACCUUUGUAAUCAGAAUUGAUUUAUUUACACUGUUCUAAUGAUCAGAUCCACAGGACUCCUCGAAGACGUCCGAUUUCGCAGACAACAACGAGCAAGGCGAGCGCCUCAAAUCACGUUUCAAGACUCCCAUCUUCUCGCCUUGUUUUUUUUUUGGGUGUACUUGGAAAUUGAGGUUUUUAAAAAAAAUAAUUUUAUAGUUUUGAGUAUAUCGCUUGAAAUCGGAUUGGAAAUCCAGAAAGACCAUCAGUUGGUCCUGUUUUUGGGACACUGUCGCACGAUUGCGAUCCUGUCUAAUUAAAGCCGUACGAGCCAAUCAGGAGCCUUCUCCAGGUCACAUGACAGAUAACGCCCUAAUUGUUGAUUUUGAACUUUUAGGGGAGGUGGAGCUCAGUAUUUAAGGCAUUAGUGAUGUAAAGAUCGGAUCAUUUUAGUGACUCGGUUCUUGGAAUCUCGUUCAUCCAAAUAAACGGAUUUUUUAUUUUA
Molecule: messenger RNA, 7339 nt
Organism: Silurus meridionalis
Lineage: Eukaryota; Metazoa; Chordata; Actinopteri; Siluriformes; Siluridae
Product: transport and Golgi organization protein 1 homolog
Exons: 32
Coding region: 501-6422 (1973 amino acids)
Biological process (GO): vesicle cargo loading; protein secretion; endoplasmic reticulum to Golgi vesicle-mediated transport
Cellular component (GO): endoplasmic reticulum membrane; endoplasmic reticulum exit site
Molecular function (GO): protein binding
Source: RefSeq, a predicted model, not a curated record